CCCAAGUUGCUGCUGCCUCUGGGGGGUGUAUUAUCUCUUUUGUUAGGGGGCUUUGCUUUCAAAGGAGCAGCAGCAGCAGCAGCAGCAGCAGCACCUCUCCCUUCAGCAGCAGCAGAAGGAAGCGGCAGCGCACCCUUACAACCCCCACCACGGGCCCCUCUUCUCCCUUUAGAAGAAGCAGCAGUAGCAGCAGCAGCAGCAGAAUCACCUGCAGCAGCAGCAGGACCUGCAGCAGUAGCACUGCUUGAAAGGUUAGGUCUCCCUGCCUUUGUUGAGCAGUCUUUGCUGCCUUUGCUGCAGCGGGCCCCCUCAGCUACAACAACUGCUUCUCCUUUACUUGAUGGAAGCAACGGGCAGCAGCAGUUUCUGCUAGGUUUGCUGCCGCAGCGUCCCUUGCAGCAAAUAGAGACAGCAGCAGCAGCAGAGGCAGCAAAACCACUAGAAGAAGAAACGAUUGUUGUCGUAGAAGAAUCGCCAGGAACACAAGCAGCAGCAGGAACUAUCGAAGGAGACAACAUACAGCAGCAGCAGCAGCAGCAGCAGCAGCAGCAGCAGCAAUCUUCAGGAGAAAGCCAACAACCCCCACGUCAUAUCCCCAGGAGACAGCCCCUAUGGAAACCGCAGCAGCAGCAGCAGCCUCAAGAUAGCAGCAGCAGCAGCAGCAGCAGCAGCAACAGAAUCCAGCUCCCCAUUGGGCCUCUCCUGGUGCCUCGGCCCCAGCAAGAAGAGAUAAUAGUAGAAGAAGUUAUUGAUGACAACAGCAACAGCAGCAGCAGCGGCAGCAGCAGCAGCAGCAGCGGCAGCAGCAGCAGCAUCAGCGGUGAUGUAGACAUCGAGGCACCCCUGGCCCCACAGCAGCCACCGCCCAGCCUGCAGCAACCCAUUGGUCAACCCGAAGACACGAGUAGCAGCACGAGUUGUUGCAGCUGCUUCAUCCGCUUUACUUCGCAGGCUGACGAUGAGGACCUCAAGGAGAUUCUUCUCCAAGACGGGCGCACUUUGUCUGUUUUGUCGUUUAAAGUGAAGGGCAAAGGACCCGGCGUCAGAGUCUCCUUUGUCUCUGCAAAUACACACCCAGACUAA
Eimeria acervulina is the source of this 1083-nucleotide messenger RNA. RefSeq lists its product as hypothetical. The transcript is spliced from 4 exons. The annotation marks the transcript as partial. Lineage: Eukaryota; Apicomplexa; Conoidasida; Eucoccidiorida; Eimeriidae. The record is from RefSeq and is a predicted model, not a curated record.